This is a messenger RNA of Schistocerca gregaria, 1049 nucleotides long. RefSeq lists its product as uncharacterized. The record is from RefSeq and is a predicted model, not a curated record. NCBI's taxonomy places the organism in Eukaryota, Metazoa, Arthropoda, Insecta, Orthoptera, Acrididae. Gene Ontology annotation, molecular function: peptidase inhibitor activity; protein binding. The coding region runs from base 7 to 960 and encodes 317 amino acids. The transcript is spliced from 9 exons.
GCAGACAUGGCGACCUCACCGGUGUUCGCACUCGCCCUCCUCCUAGGCGCCGCCAUGGCAACCGUGGUGUACGCUUCGGAUGGUUGGCCUGUGCCUGAGUGUAUACCCGCAGAGCAUAAACAGGUUGACUGUAACUGCUGCAUCUGUGGCCUAAACGGAAAAUGGGUCUGCACCAACAGGACUUGCCCUGAUAAGGUGGAAGUGGAAACAGAAUGCAAGCCCAAUACAACCUUCAAGAAGAACUGCAACAACUGCACCUGUAACUCUGCAGGCAAUAAGGCAACCUGCACAAACUAUAACUGCUCCCUGCCAUAUCCUUGGCCCACAGGCUGCCCUGUAUGUAAACCUGGCGAAAAGAAGCAGAUAGACUGUUGCAAUAACUGUACGUGCACGAGUGCAGGAGGAUGGAUGUGCACGUUGAUGGCUUGCCCCGAUGUAAAAGAAGUGGAGAUAAAAUGCAAGCCCAAUACGGUAUUCAAGAAGGACUGUAACAACUGCACCUGUAACUCGGCGGGUACCAGAGCGUGUUGCACUACCUGUAACUGCUCCCAGCCGUUGCCUGGGAAACCAGGCUGCCCUGCCUGCAAACCUGGCGAGAAGAAGCAGGUAGACUGCUGCAACGCAUGCACGUGCAUCGGCCCAGGAGUGUGGGCGUGCACCUUGAUGGCUUGCCCCCAUACAAAAGAAGUGGAAAUAAAAUGCAAGCCUAAUAAAACAUUCAAGAACGACUGUAACAACUGCACCUGUAAUGCUGAAGGAACCAAGGCAUGUUGCACUACUCGUAACUGCUCCCUGCCAUGGCCUGGAUACCCAGUUCCAGGAAAACCCUGCAAACCUGGAACAUCAUACAAGCAUGACUGCAACAAGUGUUGGUGCGGUGAGGACGGGAAGCCCGGGAGGUGUACGAAAAUGCUGUGCCCCAAGAAGCCUGUGUCCGCUGAAUAUUGGGUCGCUUUCUGACGAUCAAACGAGGCACAUGAAGAAGAUAUGUCGAAAUUAAUUGAUAAUACCAAAGUUGUGUAAAAAGAAAUAAAUUAAUUUCGCAACUA